Messenger RNA from Nerophis lumbriciformis (worm pipefish), 573 nucleotides. The record is from RefSeq and is a predicted model, not a curated record. Lineage: Eukaryota; Metazoa; Chordata; Actinopteri; Syngnathiformes; Syngnathidae.
AUGUGGAGCAGCAAACGCAAAGAAUAUGUGACGGUCAAGGACCUGCAGAACAUUCUGGACUCGUGCAAACUACGUCUCAGCCACAUUGAUGAAGUCUGGCCCAAUAUAUACAUAGGAAACGUGACAGUGGCCCAGACCAAGUCGGCCUUAAUGGAGCUUGGCAUCACCCAUGUGCUGAACGCGGCACACGCCAAACCGGGCAGUAUCGGCAACCAGAGUUUCUACGGCAACGACUUCGAGUACUGCGGCAUACCCGCCGACGACUCGACUCACUUUGACCUGGAUGUCUACUUCAGACCUGCUGCCGACUUCAUCCACAAAGGACUGAAGUCCCCUCGUGGCAAAGUUCUUGUGCACUGCAUCAUGGGAAUGAGCCGCUCGUCCACAUUGGUUCUGGCCUAUCUGAUGAUCUACCGCCGCCUGAGCCUACAGGAGGCCCUCCGGCGGCUGGUCUGCAAGAGGGCUAUCUACCCCAACAGGAACUUCCUGGCCCUGCUCAUCGACCUGGACCUGCACCUGCAGCGCCGCAACAAUGCACGCAGGAAUAGGAAAGGGGCCUGCCUUAUCUUGUGA